AUGUCUAGCAAUAAGCGGUUGUCCGGUCCGCCCGAUUCGGGUCAGCCGGACCGCGACCGUGGAGACAGAGGUAGAGGCUUUGGUACACAGGUUUUUGACUCCAAGUCUAUGAAAUAUGGCUCAGCGGUGAGCCGCUCAGGUGAAGGCCCGCCUGGUGCCCCGGGGACGACGGGUCGGGAUGACGGCCGGAGAGGACUAUCUGGCGCCUCCGGCCGCCAAGCCGCUGGCGACGCAGCCGACGGAGCCACGAUAGGCGGGCUGCCCGUGACUCAGACCACGGGAGGAAGGAGGCGUCAGGGAGGCCGACGUAACAGCCUCGACAACGGACGCAGUGUUGACGCUGGACGAGGAUCUCAAGGCGGAGGUCGGCGAGGCAGUAUCGACAGCGAGCAGGGGAAACCCAAGCAGGAAGAUGGCCAGGGGAGCGCCGUGGUCGAGAUGCCUGAAGGGAAGGAGAGAGAUCAAGCGAUCCAAAAGCAGCGAGGGAGGGUGAUGCUGCUGAGUUCUAAGGGCGACUGGCCAGCCCUGGAUCACGCCCUCAAGAUGCUAGAGAAACUCGCCCCUGAACCUGUUAUAGGGGAGCCAAAAGUCCCUUACUUACCACUCAAGGAUCUGGCAGAGGAGGUGAGUAGCACUGCUGAGUCACACUUUAUGUACCACAGGUAG
This is a messenger RNA of Homarus americanus (American lobster), 666 nucleotides long. Its product is annotated as collagen alpha chain-like. Lineage: Eukaryota; Metazoa; Arthropoda; Malacostraca; Decapoda; Nephropidae. The record is from RefSeq and is a predicted model, not a curated record. The coding region runs from base 1 to 666 and encodes 221 amino acids. The transcript has a single exon.